Schistocerca gregaria is the source of this 866-nucleotide messenger RNA. Its product is annotated as 40S ribosomal protein SA-like. Lineage: Eukaryota; Metazoa; Arthropoda; Insecta; Orthoptera; Acrididae. The record is from RefSeq and is a predicted model, not a curated record. Gene Ontology annotation, biological process: cytoplasmic translation; ribosomal small subunit assembly. The transcript has a single exon. Gene Ontology annotation, molecular function: structural constituent of ribosome. Bases 36 to 824 code for a protein of 262 amino acids. Gene Ontology annotation, cellular component: 90S preribosome; ribosome; cytosolic small ribosomal subunit.
CCCCCUCGAGACAAAAUCUUUCAAAUAAAAAAAAAAUGAGCCAAUUGCCGCCCGCGUUCAAACUCAAGGAAGAGGACGUCAAACUCAUGCUCGCCGCCGACGUUCACAUCGGCGAUCGAAACUGCGAAUCCGUUAUGAGAAACUACGUCUACAAAUGCCGAAAAGACGGCGUUCAUAUCAUUGAUCUUCGAAAAACCUGGGAAAAAAUAAUUUUAGCUGCUCGUAUCAUCGUAACCUUCGAAAACCCCAGCGACGUCUGUGUCGUCGCCACCUCCACUCAAGGAUCCCUCCCCAUCGCCCAACGCGCCACUCUCAAACUGGCACACUACCUCGGCGCCCACGCCAUCGCCGGUAAGUUCACUCCCGGAUCCUUCACCAACUACAUUCAAGCCGACUACUACGAACCGAGACUCCUCAUCGUCGCGAACCCCUACAAAGACCACCAACCCGUCACCGAGUCCAGCUACGUGAACCUGCCCGUCAUCGCCCUCUGCAACACCGACUCCCCCCUCCGACACGUCGACGUCGCCAUCCCCUGCAACAAUAAAGGCAGGUACUCCGUCGCGCUCGUCAUGUGGCUCCUCACCAGAGAAGUGCUCAGACUACGCGACAAAAUCUCCUCAACCGCCCCCUGGGACGUCAUGGUCGACAUGUUCAUUCAGCCCGACCAAGAAGAAAUCGAAAAAGCGGAAGCCGAACAAUCGCGCAUCGUCCAGGACACCUUCAUAGACAACAGCAUCCCCGCCGCUCCGGAAAUAGACCCCAACCCCGACACCAUCGUCGGCUCUCUCUCCUCCCCGAGCGUCCAAGUGGCCAGCACUUAAAAACCCUGCAAAAAUAAAACUCACCCACCAAAAAAAAAAAAA